Messenger RNA from Pteropus alecto (black flying fox), 4097 nucleotides. RefSeq names its product mitochondrial transcription termination factor 2 (gene MTERF2). Gene Ontology annotation, cellular component: mitochondrial matrix. Gene Ontology annotation, molecular function: double-stranded DNA binding. The transcript has 2 exons. The record is from RefSeq and is a predicted model, not a curated record. Bases 271 to 1428 code for a protein of 385 amino acids. Lineage: Eukaryota; Metazoa; Chordata; Mammalia; Chiroptera; Pteropodidae. Gene Ontology annotation, biological process: regulation of DNA-templated transcription; termination of mitochondrial transcription.
GCGAGGGCGUGCGCCUGCGGGCUCUCGGGUCUCCUGUGCCCUGUUGUCCGUGGGCAGAGGGGCAGGUGGCCUGCUGGGCGCUGGGGACCCUGAACCUAGUCCCCAGCCCUCGGGAAGACGAUUAGCCACGGGGAUCAUCGGCCGGAUGAGGGAGGAAGGACAGAGCCAGGGACCCAGGACUCACUGCCCCUUAAGGAGUAGACACAGACAGGCACCAUGAAUACAUUCUGAGUCCCAGGACGGUGGGGAGUAAGCCAGUGGAUUGCAGGCAUGUUGUGGAAGCUGCUGAUGAGAUCCCAGCCUUGCAAGCUGUGUUCUUUGAGAAAGGUGCUGUCGGCUCCCAAACACAGACCUAUUUUACCAUGCUUCACCUACACAACCGAUAACCAGUCAAAAAAAGAAAACAAAACAACAGUGGAAAAACUCUAUAAAUUUUCAGUGGACAUCAGAAAAAUUCGCAGAUUAAAAGAAUGGGUACUUUUGGAGGAUGAAACCUAUGUGGAAGAAAUUGCAAGUAUUUUACAACAACUAGGUGCCGAUGAGACGGCUGUAGCCAGUAUUUUGGAACGCUGCCCAGAAGCAGUUGUCUGCACCCCAGCCGCUGUUCACACCCAAAGAGAACUCUGGCAGUCAGUCUGCAAAAGCGAGGAAGAGUUAGUCAAGUUAAUAGAACAGUUUCCAGACUCUUUCUUUACUGUUAAACACCAGGAGAACCAGAAGCUGAACAUUCAGUUCUUUCAAGAGUUGGGACUCAGAAAUGUGAUCAUCAGCAGAUUUUUGACAACUGCAUCUAGUAUUUUUCAUAAUCCUGUUGAGAAGAAUAAGGAAAUGAUAAGGAUUCUCCAAGAGAAUUAUCUAAAUUUAGGUGGCUCUGAAGCCAACAUGAAAGUUUGGCUACUAAAAUUAUUAAGCCAAAACCCAUUUAUUUUGUUAAAUUCUUCUGCAGCUAUAAAGGAAACACUAGAAUUUCUCCAGGAGCAGGGUUUCACAAACUUUGAAAUUCUCCAACUUCUGUCCAAACUCAAAGGGUUUCUUUUUCAACUUUGCCCAAGAAGUAUACAGAACAGUAUUUCCUUCUCUAAAAAUGCUUUUAAAUGCACAGAUCAUGACCUAAAGCAACUAGUUUUGAAAUGCCCUGCCCUUUUAUAUUAUUCUGUUCCCAUUUUGGAAGAGAGAAUCCAGGGAUUACUGAAAGAAGGAAUUUCCAUAGCUCAGAUAAGAGAGACGCCAACGGUUCUUGAAUUAACACCGCAGAUAGUACAGUACAGAAUAAGGAAACUGAAUUCCUUAGGCUACAGAAUAAAAGAUGGACAUCUAGCAAAUCUACAUGGAACGAAAAAAGAGUUUGAGGCUAACUUUGGUAAAAUUCAGGCCAAAAAAGGAAGGCCAUUAUUUAACCCUGUGGCACCAUUAAAUGUUGAAGAGUAAGGAAGUUGCUUCUUUCUGGCGGUGUAGAGUGAAACAGUGAUUCAGGCAGUUUACAGGUACCAGUCAUUUUAAGAACCUGCUUAGCUUCUGAAUUGUGUGUAAAUUACCUCUAAAUUAUUGGACUCGUUUGCUCUGUUUUAAAAUAUAAAUUGCCAUUUUUUAAAUAAAAUUGGAAUUUUGACCUUAAGCCUUUUUUUAAAAAAAACUCUCAUACUAUUAAAUGGCACACCAGUGUGCUAUGUCAUAAUUGAAAUCAUUUCUAAGAAACUGACAAGUACAGUCCCUUAAUUCAGUCUGGAUACUUUUUUUUUUCACAUAGCACAUUUCAUCUGGGAUGCAGAUCCAGACUUCUUCACCACCACCAGCUCUGUAGCAUCACUCUACUGAGGUCUGAGUUCUGUAACUUAGUUUUAAGUGAAACAUCUGCAGACUUCUAAUACAUUUUUCAGAGAAAGCUGAUUUUAUUUCCCGGUUGGAAUAAGUGAAUAUCUUUGAGAACCAAGUAUUACUAAUCCAAAAAGAACCAUUAGAGCUUACUUAUAUUUAAAAUUGACCAUUUUAUAUCUCAUGAAACACUUUUAUGUGUAUUCAUUACUUUCCCUAAUUUUCAGAUGAAGAAACAAGCUUAGAAAGUCCACUUAGCUGCCAAGUGACAGAGCCCAGAUUGACCAUGGUCUGACUUCUUUUCAAACCUUGUGAGUAGAAAAAGGAUUGCUUAUGAGUUGGCAUAAGAAAACUCACCUCUACCUGACCUUCCAAAAGAGUGAGUACCAGCAAAUUUAGGGAUUUUAAUUAAAACUUCUCUAAAAUUCCUUAAAUUUGAAAUGAUUUAUUUUAUAUGCAUUUGAAGUAAAUGAGGCAGUUUAAAACUUCCUGAAAAUCUGUUUGCCUAUAGAAGAGAUAAUGUGUGAGGAUCAUUAUUGAUUUUAGUAGCAUUUCACAUUUCUAUUUCUAAAUCUUGUUCCAAGAUAAACAUUAUCCAGAUAAAGACUGGCUUGCUUUCAGCUGUGGAGUUUGAACUUUGUAACAAAUACACAACCAGUUGCCUGACACUCAAAUAUCUGUGCACUAUGCGUACAUGGCCAUAAGGAAAAAAUGAUGAAAAAUGCAGGCCAUGUCUUCAAUUCAGCAAAGCCAAGUAACCCUCCCUAUCCAUAUCUAUUCAGUUCCUUAGGAGAGUGAAAGAAAUCUCUCUGCAGCACCUACUAAGCACCAGCUGAGCACAUUGUGCUUUGCAACCGUAAGAAUUUGGUACUGUUGUUUACUGUUUGACUGAUGAGGGGACUUGAGCACAGUGAGGGUAAUUCACUUACCCAGUCACGUGGGAAUGUCUUUUCAAGGAAAAGAAUGGCAGCCAGUAUGGUCGGGGCAAGACUGAGUGUCACGGAGAGUGGUACAAAAUGAAAGAUGACCAUCACAGGUCCAUCUGAGGAGCAGGGUCUCAUCCUAAGUGUGAUGGAAAACCCGUGCAGAAAUGUUAGUUUGUGCUUGUUCUGAAAUCAUCAGCGGUGCUCGCACGCUCAAGUGUCUCUCAGCUUGGAAUAGAUUAUAUGGUCACCUUUUAGAUGUCAAAUAGACAAAUGGUGAAGUUGGAGUUGUAAGAAGUCAGGAGUAGAGGUCAUCUGCAUAUCUGCUUAUCUGUGGUUAUUUAAAACUAUGACUCUAGAUGAGCUGGCACAGAAACAAAGUCUAGAUUUGUAACAGUGACUGGCCAAACCUGGAAAGGGUUGACCAGAGGCAGAAAAAGAGGACAGGAAAAGAGGACAUGCCACGGAGGGGUCAACCAAAACAAGUGACCAAUGGAUUCGGCAAAAAGGAAAUCGUUAGUUGGCCCUAUCAAGAGUGAUUCGGGUGGAAUGAGAAAGGUAAGAAGGCAGCCGGAGUGGGUUGAGAGAACACAAGAUGAGGAAGGGGCAGAACCUUAAAGUUUUUCAAGAAACUUUGCUGCGAAGGGAAGCAGAAAAAUAGACUGUGAGAUUAGUUUUCUUUAAGGAGAGCAAAUACUAGAACAUGUUUAUAUGCUGAUGGAUAUGACCCAGAAGAGAGAGAGAGACGGAUGAGAGAUGGAAAACUGCAGUAUCAGCAUCCUUGAGGAACUGAAGGUGGGCUGACUUUGGUAAGAGCGGAGGUACUAGUCCUGGUCCUUGGAGAGAGGGAACAGAGGCAGGCAGACUGAGAGGAUGGCUGGUUGAGAGGCAGGAGAGUCACUGGUUAGAGGAGGACAGUAUGGGAGGAGGGGAGAACAAUAGGAGGGCUGGAAAGAGGAGAUAGGAAAUAGUUUCGAGUAAUAGGAAAGUGAACAUACAAGAGGGAGGGUGUGUGUGUGUGUGUGUGUGUAAAAGAAAGUUCAGCAGAGUUGAAUGACCAUGUGUGCUUUGUGGCCAUUAAUUUAAAAAAGAGCCUCAUCAGUACAGCAGCGAAAUUUAGGUGUGCAGGCAGAAAACCUAGAGGCAGUUACGGUUUUAGAAACACUUGUAACUUACUCUAACUUGAAAAGAUUUUUAAAAACCCACAUUCAUGGUCAAACAUGCAGUAUAUUGACUUUAUUUUCCCUUAGAUCAAAUCCUAUUCCAUGUUUUCUUUGGUAAGCCUUUGAACUUCUCUGCGUUUUUCUAUUUUUUGCAUUCUUAUUCACGUCUAUGAAUAAAAUUUAAAAUAUUCAAAAUUGA